UUGGACGGGAGGUUCGGGUGAUUGUGGGCAUCAGCCAGGAACUAGACGGUUGAUAGACUGCAAAAGCUUAAAUCCUCCAUUUAAACGGCAGGCGCCGAAUGAAGCACUAAAGGAAAUUUCACCGGUCCAUUUCCAGCGUGCUGAACAAGUCCACGUUCUGCUCGGUGCAGUAAACGGUGGCCAGUUGCUGCAGAAACGGGCAUUAAAAAGGGAGGGGUUUCAAAUGGGGAAACCCUGACCUCACCUAAAGAUCUGAGUGGAUCACAGUUCAUCAGAAUUUGAAUAAUCUUGGUCUUUGAAGGUGAAAGAAAAGAAAUGUUAAUGGUUCUGUCUGUCAGAAAAGAAUUCAAAACAUCAGUUUGACUGGGAAAGCACGGAAUACAUACCCAACUGGUGUCUAUCAAAAGAAGGUCAACCUGUAUCCUCAAACCAUUCCUGUGCUCUGUGUGGUUCUAGCUUCUACCGAUCAUCCAGUCUGGGGAGAGACAUGGACACCUGCACUGUGGAGAAGCUGUGGAAAUGUGGGGAUUGUGACAAGGGAUUCAGUUACCAAUCCGAGCUGGAUAUUCACUUACACAGUCACACCAGGGAAAGGCCGUUCACCUGCUCUGUGUGUGGAAAGGGAUUCACUCACUCGUCUCAACUUGAUGAUCACCAAUUUAUUCAUGCCAACCCGAUUCCCCUUAAAUGUCCUGCUUGUGAGAAGAACUUUAAAAGCACCAAUCAUUUGCUGAAUCAGCAGUAUAGUGACUCCAGGGAGAGGCCAUUCAUGUGCUCUGUCUGUGGGGACAGAUUCACUAAAUCAUCCCAUCUUCUGACACACCAGCACACUCACACUGGGGAGAAGCCCUUUACCUGCUCAUUCUGUGGGAAGGGAUUUACUCUGUCGUUCCAUCUACUGAGGCACCAGUAUACUCACGCCGGGGAGAGGCCAUUCACCUGCUUCAUGUGUGAAGAGGCAUUCGCUCACUCAUCUGCUCUCCAAGCACACCAGUUAACGCAUGAUGAGGAAUGUCUAUUUAUAUGUCCUGACUGUGGGAAAAGCUUCAGAACUUCUGAGAUACUAAUUAGGCACCAGCUCUUGCAUGCUGAUGAGGGACCAUUCAGUUGCUGUUACCCUGGGAAGAGGUUCAGACAGUCGUUUAAGGUGAUUGCUCACCACUAUACUCAGGCUAUGGAGGGAACACUUACCUGUUCUGUAUCUGGCAAAGAAGUUGCUCAGUUACCCCACUUUGCGAGACCGCAGUACACUCCCACUGGGAAGAGGCAACACGCAGUCACUGUGUGUGAAAAGAACGAUGCUCAGUCAUCCCAGCUGUUGGCACAGCAAUACACUCAAAAUGGGUAUAGUCAAUUCACCGACUCCAUGCCUGAAAAGGAAUUCACCCAGUCUUCUCAUGCUCGCAGAGAGGGCAGGCUGUUUAUCUGCUCUGUAUGUGGAAAGGGAUUCACUCAGAGGUCCAACCUGCUGAAGCACCAGCAGGUUCACUCUGAAUACAGACCAUAUAAAUGUUCUGACUGCAGGAGGAGCUUUAAAAGCAAACAGGAAGUGCUAAAACACCGACGUAUUCAUACAGGGGAGAGGCCUUUCACCUGCUCUGUGUGUGGGAAGGGAUUCCCAUGGUCGUCCCAACUCCUGACACACUUGCGUGUUCAUACGGGAGAGAGGCCUUUUACCUGUGCUGUGUGUGGAAAAGGAUUCACCCAGUCAUCAAACUUAAUGAAACAUCAGCGAGUUCACACUGGUGAGAGACCAUUUGUUUGCCCUGUUUGUGGGAAGGGAUUCAUUCAAUCGCAACACCUGCUAAAGCACCAGCGAGUUCAUGAGAGACUGGACGGGUUGGAUUCUGCCGGUAGUGCUGCUGUGGAACAGCUGAGGGCUAACACUCUGGGCUAAUGUUGAGAUGUGCAAGAGGUGUCCUCUAGCCACCCUCUGUAAUUUCAGAGUCAGGCUGAAGAAUGGGGAGUGCUGAAAACAUGCUGCCAUGUUGGAGGUUGGUUUAAAGCAUUGACCUACCCUGAAUGCUUCAUAUAAAAAGAAUUCCUAUAAUUAUGAUGUGAAGAUGUGACAGGAUUGAGUGUUCCAUGUAGACAAAACACAGAAAUGAUAACCAGUAUUUAUUUUAGUGGGUAGCUCUAUGUAGUAGCAUAGGUAGACAAUAUAGGGAAGUAUGGAUAAAAAGCUGGAGAAGAGGGUGUUAGUUGUAAAGAAGAUGUAGUCAGCAAUCCAAUAUACAUAUGUUAGUUUGGCGCAAGAGGAAUUUCAUGUACGAUUAUACAGGUGUGCAUUUUAGGAAGACUGAGAAUGCUUUGGUGUAGGCAUUACAGUGCUUCUGGUUAUAGAUUAUGGUAAUGUGGAUAGACUGAAAAAGCUGUGUUUGACCUCCUUUGAGCAAAGGCGGCCAAUAAAAGAUUAGCUAUCUUAGUCUGAAUAAAGUCUUAUUGAUUCAUACAAAACAAGUGCUGCCUGUCUAGCUAUUUGCUGCAUUUUCUGUUUUUAUUUCAGAUGUCUAACACUGCAGUAUUUGGCAAUUGCUCUGGAUUAAUUUUUUGUGCAAUUGAACGUACUGACAUCAGUAAAACAGGGAACGUGGUGGGAGUCUAAUUGAGGGAUUCAACAGCUAUCGUAGGGAUGUGCAGAAGCCCAAGCACAACUUCCGGGCUGAAACAGUACAAAGAGAUUGUGUGCUUAUACAUAUUAAGAGAUAUGAGGGAGUAAAUUGCAGAUUGGAAUCUAAAUUGAAUGGAUUAGGUUUUUAUGGAAAAUAAGGGGAUGUGUUGCAGGCUUAAAUCCAUUCUAGAGAUUUAGCGUUUAUACUGGGGAGUAAUUCCUUUGGACAGAUGGUGAAUAUUUGGAGGACGCGAUGGAGGCAGACACAAUUACAAUGUUUAAAAAGGUGUUUUGACAGGUGAGAAAGCAUAGCGGAAUAUGGGCUGAAUAAUGGCAAAGUGGACUAUCAUAUGUAACAUCACAGUUGGCACGCUGAAGUGAGCCAAAAGGACCCAUUGCUGCACUCUACAAUUCUAUAUUGUGAAUAAAGUUCAUUUAUACACUUUCAUCUAUCGAGACCCAAUACUUGUAGAUGACGAGAUGAGGGUUUACUCUGUUGCUGAUGAGCUGCAGAUGUGAAUAAUGGUGGUGCAUCGAUGUGACUUGUUUUGAAGUAGGUAGCACAGAGUAAUGGAGCAUUGGUUAUACAGAAUAGAGAACUUUAUGUUUUGGUAAUUAGAAUAAUUUUAAGGAUUUUAAGGGUUGUUCAUUUUUUCUAGAUUUAGUUGAAUGUUGCUUUUGGCUUUUAACUUUAACAUAAAUUAGUAGGGGCAUAUAAGAAACUCUUAGAUAGGCACAUGGAUGAUAGAAAAAUGGAGAGCUAUGUAGGAGGGAAGGGUUAGAUUGAUCUUAGAGUAGGUUAAAAUGUGGCACAACACAUUCUAUGUUCUUUGCUUAUAGUUUCUUUCACAACGAUAUUGCCUAUUGUGGAAAAUUGCAGAGUUAAAUUGGUGGUUACCUCUAAUUACUGUCAGCAUCAGCUAACUCAGAUCUUUGGAAAUGUUCAUAGAUGGCUUUUACUAUUACAUUGGAAUGAAUAAUAUGGAGUCCAGAGCCACAGAAUACUGUGUUCACUGCCUAUUAAACUCAGGAUUUGGACUUGGGGUAGAGGGUGGAAUAUAAACAAAAUGGAAGAAAGAGGUCCCAUGUUUGUACUUUAAAGAAAUGUCAUUGUGGAGCUGUAGCACAGCUAGUAAAGUGGCUGCCUCACAGCCAGUGACUUGCGUACACUGCUGACUAUGUGGUGUUUCUUUAUCCCUGUAAUCAUCUCGCUGUACUUUCCUCCCUCAUUCCAAAGUGGUGCUGAUUACCCAACCACUAUAAAUUACCCGGAAUAUAAAUAGUAGACCAUGAUGGGGUGGGCAGCGCAUGGGACAAAUACAUAAAUCCUGCAAAUAAAAGCAUGAAACUGGCUGUUUAAUGGUUGACAUGGACACAGUGAGUGGUGCAGUUUACCUUCAUGACUCGGUAUUGAAUUCAUAAAAAACACCUGAGGCAGCAAAUCAAAUCUUGAGCUUGAUAAAUGGACAAGAAUCAGUGACAUUAUUGGGUGGCAAGAAACUAAAUGACAGGUGAGCAAUACAGCAUUGUAAAAGUUUUAAUACCUUAAGAUUAACUAGACCAAAUUAUAAUUUAAAAUUUAGAAGUAUGUAGGUAGUAAUAAUUUACAACAGACAUUGGUGAUGCUGUAGUGAUGCAACUGGCAGAGUUGUUGCAUCAGAUCCAGCAACCCGGGUUCAAUCCUGACCUUUGGUGUUGUCUGUGUAGUCUUUCCCUGUUCUCUCUGUGACUGUGUGGAUUUCCUGGAGAUGCUCUGGUUUCCUCUUGAAUCUCAAAGACAUGCAGGUUGAUAGGUAUAGGCAUCCGUUAGUCUCAUGAGACCAUGGAUUUGCGCCUUGGAAAGUUGCCAGGGUGCAGGCCUGGGCAAGGUUGUAUGGAAGACCAGCAGAUGCCCAUGCUGCAAGUCUCCCCUCUCCACGCCACUGAUGUUGUCCAAGGGAAGGGCAUUAGGACCCAUACAGCUUGGCACUGGUGUCAUUGCAGAGCAAUGUGUGAUUGAGUGCAUUGCUCAAGGACACACACGCUGCCUCAGCCAAGGCUCGAACUAGCGACCUUUAAAUCAGUAAACAAACGCCUUAACCAUUUGGCUACGCGCCAACACACUUGAUAGAUUAAUUGGCCAGUAUAAUUUGUCCCAGGUGUGUAGGAGCUGGUAAAAUAGUAGUAGAAUCUGGGGGCAUUCAUGAGAAAAUUAUAAAAUUUGAUCAUUUUCACUUUCUGAUAAAAUAAGGUCAGAGUAACUGGGUGAUGGAUGGUGUAAGCUAAAGGGCACAUUUCCUUGCUUCAUUCCUCUAUGACAUUGCACUGCUGGUAUUGUUUUGUUCCUUUGACAUGUUGGAGUUGGUGAACAUGGCAGUGAAUGUACUGAAGACACAUCGAUAGUAAGUUUCUGCAGUUCAAGGAAUUUCCAGUUGACCAACAAGAGUCUGAGCUUCAGAUUGUGAGCACUACAAAGAAUGGAAAAACUUAACUGUACAACUUGUUUCAAGAAGCAGCCAUACUCCUUUGGUUAAGUACUGCUGAUAUGGUCAGUGGCUAGGGUCAGGAAAGGUUUAUGUUUAACUUCUACAGAUGUACUGUUGAAAGUGUCCUAACAUGUUCUGGUGUAGCAAUUCAAAUGAGCAGGAACAUAAGAAGCUGCAAAGAGCAGAGGACUCUGCCCAAUACAUCACAAGCACGACAUCAGCCCAUCAUCGGAGGGGCGGGAGCAUCGAUCAUUGAAGACCCAGCAUUCCAGGCCAUGCCAUCUUUUUGCAGCUACCAGUGGGCGGGAGGUAUAGAAGCCUGAAAUACCACAUCAACAUAGAGUCAUAGAGCAAUACAACACAGGAACAGGCCCUUCUGCCCAUCUGGUCUUUGCUAAGCACGACAUCCUUCCUGCUAGUUCUUUUUUGUAACAAUUGUUUUUAAUGUAUGUUUUAUUUUAUAAAUGCUGCUUAUAUGAUGCUAUGUGCCUGUGAUGCAGCUGAAAGUAAGU
Mobula hypostoma (lesser devil ray) is the source of this 5588-nucleotide messenger RNA. Its product is annotated as zinc finger protein 229-like. Bases 488 to 1897 code for a protein of 469 amino acids. Gene Ontology annotation, biological process: regulation of transcription by RNA polymerase II. Gene Ontology annotation, molecular function: DNA-binding transcription factor activity, RNA polymerase II-specific; RNA polymerase II cis-regulatory region sequence-specific DNA binding. The transcript is spliced from 2 exons. The record is from RefSeq and is a predicted model, not a curated record. NCBI's taxonomy places the organism in Eukaryota, Metazoa, Chordata, Chondrichthyes, Myliobatiformes, Myliobatidae.